Messenger RNA from Bursaphelenchus xylophilus (pine wood nematode), 2259 nucleotides. The record is from the annotation of a GenBank genome assembly. Lineage: Eukaryota; Metazoa; Nematoda; Chromadorea; Rhabditida; Aphelenchoididae.
AUGUCCUUUUUGGCCAAGGAAUUACUAGUAGGUUCAUCCAAUAUAACUUCAAAUCUUUCCAGAAAGUCGCCAAGAACGAACUCCAGGAUCGACUGAAGGAGAGAAAACCCGAGAAGAACCAAACGGAUCGGUACGAACAGAAUAUGUAUCCCAAUUGUGAGUGUCCUUCUGUUUGUUUGCUUGCUUUUAUCUACUUAAAUAAUCUUUUCUUGUUUUAGCCAAUCAACCCUAUGGAUAUCAACAAAAUCAGCAAGGAUACCCACAACAAAAUCAACAAGGGUACCCUCCUCAAGGAGGCUAUGGAGGACAAUCCAGCUAUCCCGGUCAACAACCCGGGUACCCUCCUCAGUCCGGCUACCCCAGCCAAGCCGCAUAUCCAAGUCAGCCAGGGUAUCCACCCCAAUCCGGAUCGUCUACUUAUCCCCCGAACCCCAAUCCCUCUUCUCAAUAUGGCUUCAAUGGGCCUCCAGGUAAUCCGUCUGGCCAGAUUGGUUUCGUAGAUCCCGUAUACCCAGCUUCAUCGCAAGGUGUUGGGUACCCUCAGCCCUCAAAUCCAGGCUAUCCUCCAUCCUCCGGCUAUCCUCCUAAUCCUGGUUAUCCUCCUCAAACUUCCGGCUAUCCUUUCGGGUCUUAUCCUCCACAAUCCCAGCCUGAAGGUUUGCAUCAGCCAUCGUAUGGAGCUCAGCAGAAACACGUAUUCGAUUCCAUGCAAAGGCAUUACCCCGGCCCUGCUCAGUCAGGUAAACUUUCAAACAUGUGAUGAGAUUUCCCAAAACAUUUCUUAUGUGACACAUUUUUAUUUGCCUUUAAGGCUUAAAUGUUCCACCCCUCAUUACAUUCAGUAAACCUUUUUUUAAAGCGACGCAUCACGUAAAAAGGUCCUUUCUAUUUAUGGGUAAAGUUCUUCGGUUUAAUAACUCUCGGUCUCCAUCAUUCCAAUUCGCCGUUAUUUUUCGGAGAAAUGCAUGUCAAGCAUCACUUACAUUAGCGAAUGUUUGUAAUGGGAAUGUUGUUGUGGGGACGGAAACAAAGGUCACCUUUGAGAUGAUUCACUCCAAGUCCAUCCGUUCCUCCCCUCUUCCAAAAAAUCAGCCUCCCUUCCAGUUCGAACGUUGUUUACUAUCAAAGCCUAUUCGUCUCUUCGUCCGGUUUAGCAUUUUUCCGCGCACUUUAUCCUUUUUUAAUCCAAUAUUUUCCAGCCAUGUACUCUAAUCCUUCCAUCAAGCCUGAUCCCAGCUGCAAUCCCCAGCACGAUGCUGAGACCUUGAGAAAAGCGAUGAAAGGACUUGGAUGCAACAAAGACAAGGUCAUCCGAGUUCUUUGUACACGUUCAAAUGCUCAACGACAACAGAUUGCGUUGGCUUUCAAACAACUUUAUGGCAAAGAUCUGAUCAGUGAACUCAAGUCUGAGUUGAGCGGAGACUUUGAGAACUUGAUCCUGGCCCUGAUGGAGAACCCAGUCAAGUAUGAUGCCGAUCAGUUGCGCCAUGCUAUGGCUGUAAGUGGAAUGCUACAUCAGCUUGUGCAAUUCAUUCAAAAGUAAUUAAAAAAAAUUUUCAGGGAAUUGGAACUCGUGAAUCAGUACUCAUCGAGAUUAUGACUACUCGAACCAACGCUCAGAUCUUCCAGUUAAAGCAGGUCUAUAAGCAAAUUUAUGGUAGGGAACUCGAGCAAGACUUGAUCGGAGAGACAUCUGGCCAUUUCAAACGUCUUCUUGUCUCUCUGUGUACUGGUGCCAGAGAUGAAAGCAAUCAAACUGAUCCCCUUAGGGCCAAUCAAGAUGCCCGAAAACUCUAUAAGGCCGGAGAACAAAGGUUGGGAACGGAUGAGUCAGCUUUCAACGCCAUCUUGGCUUCCCAAAAUUAUGCCCAGUUGAGAAUGGUCUUCGAUGAAUACCAAAAGACCUGCGGCCAUAGCAUUGACCAAGCAAUUGCCUCCGAAUUCAGUGGGGAUAUCAGAGAUGGAUUGCAGGUAGCUUGACACAUCCUAUGCGUUAUACUUGGAACCUUUCAGGCUGUCAUUAAAUCGAUUAGAAAUCGACCUGGCUAUUUCGCGGAGCUCCUUUACAACGCAAUGAAAGGAAUGGGAACUCGUGAUGGAGAUUUAAUCAGAAUCGUGGUCAGCAGAUCCGAGAUUGAUCUGGCGGAUAUUCGCAAUGAAUAUUACAGAAUCUACGGUAAAUCCCUGGAGAGUGCCAUCUCCGGAGAUUGUUCUGGCUCUUACAAGGAAGGCCUCAUCGCUUUGGUAAAAGGAAAUUAA